AUGAGCAGGGGAGCAGGGGAGCAGGGGAGCAACGGAGCAGCGGAGCAGCGGAGCCGCACAAUGUCGAGUAAUAAGGAACCAGAUGUAAUGGAGACUGUUGAUGUUGAUUUAGAUUAUGAAGAUAAUAUUGAGCUAGAUGAUGGGUUAUUAGAUAAGGACGAUGGAGUGUCGCCCGUAGGUAAAAAACGAAAGCGAAAGAAUGCUUCUGAUGUGCAUCCACAUUUUGUUGAGGUUGAAGGUUUGUAUAAAGGAAAAAUGGUAAAAAAACAUGAAUGCAUACAUUGUAAGCAUACUUUCGUAAAAGGCGACACGAGCACCACAUCAAGUUUGGUGCGACAUCUUCGAAAUGAUUGUCCUGUAUACAAAAGAUUGACAGGUAAAAAAACAGGGUUCAUCAACUUUGAGCCAGUUGCUAAAGAUGGUGAAAAUAGUUUAUUCAGGACUGAGACAAAAAGGGCUUAUGAUCAAAUGAAGUGUCGUGAAAUGAUUGCAAAGUUGAUAAUAAUGCAUGAACUGCCCUUUUCAUUUGUCGAGUAUCAUUGGUUUAAUCAGUUAUUAAAGUAUAACAAUCCUUUAUUUCAAAGAGUUAGUAGGGCAACAAUCAGAAGAGAUUGUAUAAAGGUGGUGGAAGGAGAAAGAGAAAGGAUAAAAAAGAUGUUGAGAAAGGUGAAUAUGAUACCACUUACAAGCGAUUGUUGGACAUCAAACCAGACAAUUGGUUACAUGUGUUUAACAGCCCACUUUGUUGAUUGUGAUUGGAAGUUGAAUAAGUGCAUUAUUGGUUUCAAUGAACUUGCACCACCCCAUAGUGGUGAGGUUAUAUCAGAUGCUAUCUUAGAAUGUCUUAUAAAGUGGGGUAUUCAAGACAAGAUAGGUACCAUUACUUUAGACAAUGCAAGUAACAACGAUAGGGCAGCCACUAUUCUGAUGCAUAACUUCCAAGUGAAAAACAAAUUACAUUUUCAGGGGUUGUUUUUUCAUAUUAGAUGUUGUGCUCACAUUCUAAACUUGGUAGUACAAGAUGGUUUGGGUACUAUAGAAUCGUGUACUUCAAAAGUUAGAGAAGGUGUGAAGUACUUGAAAAAGUCUACAGGACGUUUAAAGAAGUUUGGUGAAAUAGCUGUGUCCAUUGGUAUCGACAUUCGGCGUUCGCUUUGUAUCGAUGUGAAAACUAGGUGGAACUCAACUCAUCGGAUGCUUGAUUCGGCUAUUUACUACAAACGAGCUUUUGAAGGUUAUGCAGCGAGAGAUUCUAACUAUGUAUGGUGCCCCACAAAUGAUGAAUGGACUCGUGCUGAAAAGGUUUGCAAGCUGUUAGCAGUUUUUCUAAAAGCUACUGAAAUGUUUCCAGGUUCAACAUAUCCAACUACUAACUUGUUUCUCACGGAAAUAUAUAAGGUGAAAAGAGAGAUAAGUAAUGCUUUCAUGUCAUAUGAUUCUUUCUUGAAGGAAAUGAGUAUACCUAUGUAUGAGAAGUUUGAUAAGUAUUGGGGUGAAAUCGGGGUCCUAAUGUGCAUUGCUUCUAUUUUAGAUCCCCGUUAUAAGAAGUUGUCGGUUGAAUGGACUUUUGAUAAGUUGUAUGUAGGAGAUGAAUGUUUAAAGCGGGUUGAAGAUGUAGAAACCAAGUUAGAAUCUCUUUUUAAAAAGUAUCAUAAUACAUUCAUGGCAUCUAAGGCUUCCAUGAGUCACUCAAAUAUUUCAACAUCUUCUAACGAACCGACUCAAGAUGUAGAUGAUUUUCAUGCUUUCCUCAAACGUAGACCUGUUGAAACUGGAAAAAAAACUGAACUUGAGGUGUAUAUGGACGAGCCAAAUGAUGAAUGUGUGGAUGAUUCAAAAUAUGAUGUGUUGAAAUGGUGGAGCCAACAUUGUAGCAAAUUUCCUGUAUUAAGCAGGAUGGCUAAAGAUAUAUUUAGCAUUCCGAUCACAACUGUUGCAUCGGAAUCAGCUUUCAGUGCUGGUGGACGCAUAUUGGUCGACUAUCGGAGCUCUCUUUCAAAGGAAAUGGUGGAACUUCUUGUUUGUGGAAGUGAUUGGUUAAAGUCCGGCUCAAAAGCAACCAUUAAAACAUUAAAGCAAUGUGCGGACGAAGAAGAAAAUUUGGAGAUUGAAGUGUUGAUUCCAGAUGGAUGUGAUUAUGAACAAUUUACAGCCUUGAUUAUAACGUGUUAUCUCUCUGUACGGGAGACGAUAUUUGAGGAUGUCAACUGCCGCCGACAUUCGAGGAUGUCAACCGCCGCCGAUAUUCCACUUCUAUACGAGGCACAUCAGCGGAUACACGGGUUUCCUGGGAUGUUGGGUAGUCUUGAUUGCACGCACUGGGAUUGGGUGGCAUGUCUGACCGCUUGGAAAGGGCAACAUCAUCGUGGUGACCACGAUGGUCCUACCCUAAUAUUACAAGCGGUCGCUUCUCAAGAUUUAUGGAUUUGGCAUGCGUACUUUGGCAUGGCCGGUGCGAACAAUGACAUUGCAGUUUUAAUGUCCUUGAAUCUUUUCGACGAUGUCAAAGACGGUGUUGCACCAGAUACUUUAUUCUAUGCAAACGACGUGGAGUAUAAGUGUGGGUACUAUCUCACAGAUGGUAUUUAUCCCGAGUGGGCGACGUUGGUAAAAACUCUUUCGUGUCCAGAUGACGAAAAAAGAUUGUGUUUCAAGAAAAAAAUGUAA
Molecule: messenger RNA, 2667 nt
Organism: Helianthus annuus (common sunflower)
Lineage: Eukaryota; Viridiplantae; Streptophyta; Magnoliopsida; Asterales; Asteraceae
Product: zinc finger BED domain-containing protein RICESLEEPER 2-like
Exons: 6
Coding region: 1-2667 (888 amino acids)
Molecular function (GO): protein dimerization activity; DNA binding
Source: RefSeq, a predicted model, not a curated record